Heterotrigona itama is the source of this 1845-nucleotide messenger RNA. The record is from the annotation of a GenBank genome assembly. Lineage: Eukaryota; Metazoa; Arthropoda; Insecta; Hymenoptera; Apidae.
AUGGAAGAUGAAAGAAGGAGUAAGUGAGAAUGAGAUGGAAAAGAAGCAGGGGAGGUAGAGCAAGAGAAUCAGUACGAAUAUCUAGUAAAUUUUUAUAUUUUAAAUUAUAUACAAGUUGUUUCUCGUAUCACAUAUACAUACAUACAUAUAUGCAUGUAUACAUAUAUAUAUACACACACACGAUAUGUAAUACAAUACAAACUCUUAAUUACAAUUUUAUAUAUAUAUAUAUAUAUAUAAUUUUAAUAUAAGAAGAGUUUGUAGUAGUAAAGGAUGUAGUCUGGUAUUGAUAAAUCAUGUUCAUGAAUGUAUAUACGUAUAUAGUUCCAACAUUUGCUAUCUUUUUAUAAAAAACAGAAUAAAAUACUUGUUCUUUAAUUGAAUAGCAAUGCAAAAUUUUGGUUCGUAAUUUAUUUAAUAUUUCGUAAUUGUUUAUUCUUUUUGACAAAAAAUAUUUUUCAAAAUUCUUUUUUCCUUGAUACGACUAACGAAUGAUUAUUGGUGAAUAUAUAAAAAUUUUAUUCAUUGCGUAAAAUUAUAGUCUUUAAAAUAAAUGAGGUACACUGAUUAUUGAAUUAUUGUGAAACAACUAUCAUUGUUAACGAAUAUAAUUUUUUCUUAAUAGUGAUAAUGAAUUGUGAUAUCACACCAAAUAAACAUGGCGCUUAUUUGAUACUGGAGUCUUUCACUUGGAAUAAGCCGCAAACGUUAUUUCAAUUUAUAUCAAGUUAGUAAUUUCAUUUCUCACAUUUUUUUCAUAGAUAAUUCAAGUCAUUUACGAUACAGUGAAUGUAUCGUCUAUAUUUCGAACUGUUUUCACGAGGAAACGUUUGAUAGAUCUGAACGUCAUACAUGUCAAAAUGGCCCGGGAAUAUGACCAUUUAUUUAAGCUUCUAAUAAUAGGAGAUAGUGGAGUAGGAAAAAGUUCUCUGCUGUUACGAUUUGCUGAUAAUACUUUUAAUGGCAGUUACAUAACGACAAUAGGAGUGGAUUUUAAAAUUCAAACUGUGGAUGUAGAUGGUGAGAGAGUAAAGCUCCAAAUUUGGGAUACAGCUGGACAAGAACGUUUUCGGACAAUAACUUCAACUUACUACAGGGGAACACAUGGUGUUAUAGUUGUGUAUGAUGUGACCAGUGGUGACUCUUUUGCUAACGUUAAAAGAUGGUUGCAUGAAAUCGAACAAAAUUGUGAUGUGGUCAACAGGGUACUUGUAGGAAAUAAGAAUGAUGCACCUAAUGAAAAGGUUGUAUUAACAGAAGAUGCACAAAGAUUUGCUAAUCAAAUGGGAAUUCAGUUAUUUGAAACUUCCGCUAAAGAUAAUAUUAAUGUGCAAGAAAUGUUUAUGGCUAUAACACGGCAAGUAUUAAGAACGAAAAAAGAAAGGAAGGAACGACAAGCUAUACAAACCAGUGAAACAGUCAAUUUAAGAAAAAGCACAAAACAACAUAAAAAGAAAUGUUGUUAACAACAUUGUAUAAGCAUGCAAUCUGUCAAUACCAUUUAGAGUAACAAAAAUGAAGAAAAACUAAAACAGAGAGCAUGCAUAGCAACAAAAUGAUCAUAUAAUGUAAUACCAACAUUUUUUAAAACUAUUAAGUUUUGUAUCUAAAUUACAACAUCGAAGAUUGUAUUCUCAUAGAAAUAUACUUUGAUGCUAGUAAUGUUCAAUAUACAUAGGAUGCAAAUGUUAUGAGUGUGUAGUGUUUAUUUAGCAAAAGUAACUUUGUAAGUAACACACUUUUCAACAAGCUACAUAUUUUAAAUGUGGCAUUGAAAACAUAAAGGCCUAUUUAUAUUGUACAAUUUACAAUUUACAAAAAAUCAGCACAACAAGAGAAACAAGU